AUGCCUCCCAAGAAGAAGGUCGCAGACGACGGUGCUGAGGCUGGCAGCGAUACCCUUUUGGUUCUGACCAUGGGACGCACGCUCACCACGGACGACUACCACAAGCUCGCUGAAGACGCCCUGCCGUCCGGUACCAACUGGAACGCCGUUCGUCAGCGUGUCUCCAAGAUGCGUGUAGAGCAGCGCAAGCGUUUCGAGGAGUUGGGUUGGGCUCUUCCAGAUGGUGCCGCUAAGACUCCCACCAAGACCCCUACGAAAUCCCCCAGGAAGCGAGCUGCUGCGGGCAACAAGGGCGGAGUAGAUGGUGAUGCUGAGGCAGAGUCACCUACCAAGAAGCCGCGUGCCAGGAAGCCCAAGAAGGAGAUUGAUGAAGAAGAAAACCCUUUCGAUGAGGAGACAGAAGAUGCUGGUGUCAAGGAGAAGAUGCUUGAAGAAGGUGUUUAG
This is a messenger RNA of Alternaria atra, 444 nucleotides long. RefSeq lists its product as uncharacterized. Lineage: Eukaryota; Fungi; Ascomycota; Dothideomycetes; Pleosporales; Pleosporaceae. The transcript has 3 exons. The record is from RefSeq and is a predicted model, not a curated record. Bases 1 to 444 code for a protein of 147 amino acids.